Boleophthalmus pectinirostris (great blue-spotted mudskipper) is the source of this 2068-nucleotide messenger RNA. It is a transcript of the gene trmu, whose product is annotated as tRNA 5-methylaminomethyl-2-thiouridylate methyltransferase. The coding region runs from base 120 to 1367 and encodes 415 amino acids. Lineage: Eukaryota; Metazoa; Chordata; Actinopteri; Gobiiformes; Gobiidae. Gene Ontology annotation, cellular component: mitochondrion. The record is from RefSeq and is a predicted model, not a curated record. Gene Ontology annotation, molecular function: sulfurtransferase activity. Gene Ontology annotation, biological process: tRNA wobble position uridine thiolation. The transcript has 11 exons.
UUUUACAGACGGAUCGCAAACAUGGCGCCUUAGAUAAAGUUGUCAAAGCUGAAACCAAAACGUUAAUCGAAGCAGCUGCCAAAAUGAUUUGAUAGACAAAUCUCACAGCUUCAAAAAACAUGGGACUCUUAAGGCACGUCGUGUGUGCCAUGUCAGGAGGCGUUGACAGCUCCGUGGCCGCGCUGUUAUUGAAGAGACGAGGUUAUAGUGUGACAGGAGUGUUUAUGAAGAAUUGGGACUCUUUGGACGAGUCUGGAGUGUGUACGUCAGAUAAGGACUGUGAAGAUGCCUACAGAGUGUGUCAAACACUAGACAUCCCCUUUCACCAAGUGUCCUACGUCAAAGAGUACUGGCAUGAGGUGUUUACUAAUUUGUUGAAGGAAUACCAAAAAGGAAGAACUCCAAAUCCAGACAUUAUGUGCAAUAAACAUAUUAAGUUCAACCAUUUCUACAAAUAUGCUAUAGACACUUUAGGUGCUGAUGCAAUGGCAACCGGACAUUAUGCUAGGACCUCCCAAGAAGAUGAAGAAGUAUUUCAACAGAUGUUCUCCUCUCCUCCUACCAAACUGUUCAGGGACAGAUUUGAGAUCAGAAAUCCUGUUAGGUUGCACCAAGGAGCAGACCUCUUCAAAGAUCAAACCUUCUUCCUAAGUCAAAUCCCACAGGACGCACUCAGACACACCAUGUUCCCACUGGCUGGACUCACCAAAGACUUUGUCAGAAAAAUUGCUGCUGAGGCAGGUCUCCACCAUGUGCUAAAAAAGAAAGAGAGUAUGGGCAUCUGCUUUAUUGGAGAAAGGGAUUUUGAAACUUUUAUUUUAGAGUAUCUUGAGCCUAAACCAGGAAACUUUGUAUCUAUUGAAGAUAGUUCAGUAAAAGGAAAACAUAAAGGCUGGUUUACUUUUACACUGGGACAGAGAGCAAGAAUAGGAGGCCAGAGGGACCCCUGGUUUGUUGUGGACAAAGACAUAACUACAGGAGAUGUGAUGGUGGCUCCAACCACCAAUCACCCUGCUCUUUUUCGGGACACAUUAAAGACAGAUCGUUUUCACUGGAUCACGAUGGAGCCACCUCGUGAAUUGGCCCAGACCAAGAUGAUGGAGUGUCAUUUCCGAUUCAUUCAUCAAAUGCCACUCAUCCGGUGCACUGUGACUCUGAAUAUGGAUGGUACUGUUUGGAUCUCACUGCCUGAACCUGUCAGAGCUCUUACACCGGGACAGUUUGCAGUGCUGUACAAAGGUGAUGAAUGUCUGGGCAGUGGAAAGAUCCUCCAGCUUGGUCCAAGUCAGUUCACUCUGCAGCGUGGUCGGGAGCGGCUGUUAGCGGCCACACGACUUAAAGAGCCCAGUCCAGAGCCGGUCAGCUGAGGAGAAGAGCCCCAGGAACCACUGAGGUGCAUUGUGUUCGUUGGUUGUCCAGCCUGAGGCCAGUGGAGCCAGUUUAAGUGCUUCAGUAUCUAAAACGGGCACUGGCUCCAGGACUGUUUCCAUCUAAUGCAUUUCUGCAAAACAUCCGAAACAAUGACUGGUGCAUCCUUUUUAUAGAGCCAUAACUUUUUUUAAAAAUAGAAGUCUGCUGUUAUUAUAAACAACAUCUGAUGGACCUACAUUAGCUACAAAGGGCUUCUACCUGAGCUUGGACAAUCGUUUUCACUUCAUAUAAAAAACCACUGGAGUUGCUGAACUUAACUGUUUUGCUAUUUUUCAAAAACAGAAACCACUGACUUCAUUACACAGAAGUAUUUUAUCAGAUGCUAAAAUCUGUUUUCAAACUGGACAACGUAAUUUAAUUUAGACUGUUCCAAUCUUGCCUUUGUCUUGUACUACCUUAAAGAUGUUGGCCCCUAAAUAGUUGUUCUCUUAAGAAUGACACGUAAAUCCAGCUAAAUUUACUGUAAAUAGAAAAUAGUACUUUUAAAUGUUUUAUAACAAAUAUUUAUAAUUUAAGGAUAUAAUGCCUGUGCCUUGGGUCAUCAAAAUAAUUUCCCUAGGAUUGCUAAAGUUUGUCUAAAUGUACGUCGUAUUACAAUUAAGACCUAAAUAAACAUACUUGUUGUGCCUUUUUUAAA